AACAAGUCCUUUUUAGGCUGAGGAACAGGAACACACAGCUGCCACUCAAAAAUAUUUCAGUGUUUUCUAAACUCCUCGUUUUAUCAGAUGUUGCUCUACAAUGCCAUGGUGUUGCCAUGGUUAUGUGGGCGGUCAUGGUAGAUGGUGCAGAGGAGAAAGUCCCAGGUGUUCCUGUUCGAACGCGUUAUGGGUUUUAAAAGCUUCCUGGUUUUUACAUUUACUUUUUAUGUUUUUAGUUACAAAAAAAAUAGCAUGGUUGGACAGCACGGUCACCAAUCUAAGCGGUAAUCCAAACACUUUUGGGCGCUGCUGGCAGUUAACCGAGAGGUGCUGCCGUAAAGACCCUUGCUUCCCCCUGCCUUCACCAUUUUGACCUUGGAGACCUGAUCUGUGUCAGUCAGGAGCUGCGGUGACUGAAGCCAGACGCGUUGCGUUUUUAUUACGAUCAUCAUGGCGGAGAGAGGCACACCUGGGCUUAGCGAAUAACCUGCCAGCGGCGUGGCCUCGUCCUUGGUGGUGGGUCACUAUCUUGAUCAUGCGCUAAAUUGCCCCCUAAAUUGGUCACGUGACCUGGAUCACAAAGGGUCCAGUCUUUUUGCAUUGAUUGAACUUAUCUAAAAUUGCUCAAAAGGAUGAAAUGGUUUUAGGACAAAAAGAAAACAACAUGGAGAUUGUAAAGAUAAGGCCUGGGGAUAAUUAACAACACAUUCUGACUCUACGAACUUACUGUAAUGCCCCCUCAUCUAUUGGCUGUCAGGGGGGUGGAGGUGUGUGUGUGUGUGUGUCUAUACUGUAUGCACAUGUGUGUGCGAGUGUGUGUGUUGCUGUAAACGUCUGUGAGGCUUUCACUAUAAAAGGUGGCUGCGGGUCAGGGCAGGCAUUUUUGCAGGACUGUACUGUGUGUGAUGGACGGUUCUGUGUGCUGGGUGUUUUGGGCGCUCUGGUUGCUGGGGGGUCCCCCGACGCGGGUGCUGGCUGCUUCAGACUCCAAGGGUACGCAACCCUCCUCCUCUUCCUCCUCCUCGACCAUCCUACAAGCUCUGCACUGCCCUCCCUGCGAGCGGAUCCACUGCUCCCCCCAGCGCACCCUCAAGCUCACGUGCACGGGGGGCAUCACCACGGGGGUGUGCGGCUGCUGCCCCACCUGUGCCAAGCUGGCGGGGGAGAGCUGCGGGGGCAGCUGGGACUACCUGGGCAGGUGUGACGAGGGACUGGUGUGUGUGCACGAGGGCUCCACGGGCACGGAACCAGAAGCAGCGCUCAAGGGGACCUGCAAGUCAGUGCUGGAUGUGGAUACCUGCCGCCUGGAUUGCACUUGGGAGUUCUGCCAGGCCAACCCGCAUGAGAUCUGCUCUGCCAGGUCCGUGUCCCUGGAGAAGCAGGAGUGCCAAGGCUCCUGUCAGCACACGUCCUGCUCCAGCUGCCUGGUCCUGCAGCCCCCGCGCUGCCCUCAGUCCUGCGGCCCCACCGACGACUCCUGCCUACAGCACCACGGACGCUGCAUCCAGCGCCACCUGGCCGAGACGCACCACCCCCCCACCUGCCACCAAAACCUAAAGAGCAACUCUGAAGGCUAUUUCGUGUGCUUGGUCCCCCCCUGCCUGAACACCGUCAAAUAAUCCACCUUCCUCCAGAAGCAACCCAGGAAGACAAGUUUAAUAACGAUGUAGCAUGGACUAAAAUGGCAGCUAUUGUAAAAUUGUAAAAAAAAAAAACAAGUGUGAUUUCAGUCUUGUGAUUUGUUUGUAUAUCUUGCAAGCCUACAUUGUGAUUCCAAACACCUGUACAGAGUCAUUUAAUGCAAAGUGUUACUAAAAUAAAAGGAGAAAACACAAAUACUCUGA
Molecule: messenger RNA, 1844 nt
Organism: Clupea harengus (Atlantic herring)
Lineage: Eukaryota; Metazoa; Chordata; Actinopteri; Clupeiformes; Clupeidae
Product: cysteine-rich motor neuron 1 protein
Biological process (GO): regulation of signal transduction; regulation of cell growth
Cellular component (GO): extracellular region
Molecular function (GO): insulin-like growth factor binding
Source: RefSeq, a predicted model, not a curated record